Messenger RNA from Mytilus californianus (California mussel), 1338 nucleotides. Its product is annotated as sodium-dependent proline transporter-like. Gene Ontology annotation, cellular component: membrane. The coding region runs from base 2 to 871 and encodes 289 amino acids. The transcript is spliced from 7 exons. Gene Ontology annotation, biological process: sodium ion transmembrane transport. The record is from RefSeq and is a predicted model, not a curated record. NCBI's taxonomy places the organism in Eukaryota, Metazoa, Mollusca, Bivalvia, Mytilida, Mytilidae.
UAUGCUGUUGUCGUUUACAAGUGAAGGAACAAGUAUAUAUUGUGGACUGGUCAUAUUUACUGUCCUAGGAUUCAUGGCUACAAAGUUUGGACUGCCUAUUGACAAAAUAGUUAAAUCAGGACCAGGCAUAGGUUUUAUGGCGUAUCCGGAGGCACUAGCACAUCUACCAGGUCAGAAUGUUUGGUCAUGUCUCUUUUUCAUAAUGCUUUUAUCUGUUGGUUUGGAUAGUCAGUUUGCCAUUUGCGAAUCUGCUGUUGGUGUAUUGACGGAUAGCUUUCCGAGACUACGUAGACGGAGAAGCGCUAUAACAUUCCUGUUUUGUUUGUUGUGUUUUGUGCUUGGAAUUAUAUUCUGCUUCCAGGGAGGAAUAUAUAUUUUCCAACUGAUCGAUUGGUAUAUUGCUGCCUUUUCACGACCAAUCAUUGGUAUUUUGGAAUGCUUAAUAUUUGGAUGGAUAUAUGGGCUCGAGCGUCUAUCACAAGACCUUCACCUGAUGAUAGGUAAACGAAUACCUGCCUUUUUUAGAAUUUGUAUAGCAGUUGUUACUCCUGUAAUACUAUUGGUAUUAGUUAUAUCGACAUUUGCUGGAUAUAAAAGACCAGCGUAUGGGAGUUAUGUAUAUCCAGGAUAUGCAGCCGUUAUUGGAAUACUUAUAUCCGUAUCUCCUAUAGUACCUAUUAUAGUUUUCGCUAUCAUUGCCAUUCGGAAGGCAGAGGGAAGAUCUCUCUCAGAAAAAUUGCGUUCUUCUCUGAAGCCCACCGUGUUAUGGAGCCCUGUGCGUACAGAAGAACAAAACAAUUCGACAGAUUCACUGGGUGAAGGCUUGAGUGUUUCUGAAAAAAUUAAACUCAAUUUAUUGGGCCCAAAAUAAAAGAGCCAUGAAACAAUUAAAACUGAAGAGCUUUGAAACAAACACUUUGCUCAAUGAAUAAAGUUUUCACAGUUGUCGUAUGCAUUGAUCAUUCACCAGUAUCGUAUAUCGAACAAUGAAAGGAGCUGAAAAAUAUUUGAAUACGUUUGAUAUUCUGUAAUGGAUAUUUAAAGUGAUAUCGCUAAUCAUGAAUCGAUACUUUAUAUGAAAAUAUAUCAAUCGUGGACUCAAACGUCAACACUGAAAUGAUGUGUGAUAAACAAAUUUACAGGAGUUCAAGGGGAAAAUUUAAAAGAUUAAAACAAGACAAACAGAAUGCUAAGUUUGAUACAAAAUCAGAUGAGAUCAAAUGCUUUAUUUAUUGUUUCAUAAACUUUCGGACUUUUGAAAAUAUCUGUCUGAAACUGUUUUAUGUGAAUUCGUUUUUUUAAAUAUAAUAACGCUUUAUAAAGUGCUUCCUAAACGAU